Molecule: messenger RNA, 1023 nt
Organism: Stegastes partitus (bicolor damselfish)
Lineage: Eukaryota; Metazoa; Chordata; Actinopteri; Pomacentridae
Product: GTPase IMAP family member 7-like
Exons: 3
Coding region: 1-810 (269 amino acids)
Molecular function (GO): GTP binding
Source: RefSeq, a predicted model, not a curated record
AUGUUUACCAGUGGUGGAAACUCUAAAGAACUGAGACUCAUUCUGGUCGGAAAAACUGGAUCAGGAAAGAGCGCAACUGGAAACACCAUCCUGGGACGUACAGGCUCCUUUAAAGUGGACACGUCGCCUGAAUCUGUGACUCACAGCUGUGACAGACAAGAGGUAGAACAUGGUGGCAGGAACGUUGUUGUGAUCGACACCCCAGGGCUGUUUGACACUAAGAAAACACAAACAGAGGUGAAAGAACACAUUGAGGAGUGUGUUAGAAAGUCCGUUCCUGGCCCCCAUGCUUUCCUGUUAGUGAUCAGCCUGAAGUCUAGAUUCACACAAGAGGAGAGGGACACGGUGAAGUGGAUCCAGGACAACUUUGGCUCAGACGCUUCCAUGUAUACCAUAGUCCUGUUUACUCAUGCUGACUUGCUGGGGAGUAAAUCUGUGAAGGACUAUGUGGCAGAGAGUAUUCAUCUGAAAAGACUGAUUAACCAGUGUGGUGGAAGAUACCAUUCACUCAUCAACGGCCAGAGAGCAAGUAGAGGCCAAGUCAGAGAACUUCUAGAUAAAAUCGACGAAAUGGUGACAGAGAAUGGAGGAAGUCACUACACUAAUGAGAUGUAUGAGGAAGCCCAGAGGAAACUUGAGGAGGAAAGGAGGAAGGAGGAGGAGUGGUGUGCAGUGGCAGGUGGUGCUUCUAUGGGAAUGUUCGGUGCAGGAGCGUAUUUCAACAAAGAGUUUCUCCAGGCAAUGGGUACAGUGCUUCUCUCAUUCACUCAAGACAUGAAUUGUGCAAAAUACAUAUUUGAAGAGGACUGACAUUGUGAAAAAAAAGCAGAAGGAAGAAUAAAUGUCAAAGAAUGAGACAAGUAAAAGCUUUCAAUAGACUGUGAUAAGAUGCCUGUAACCCUCAUUUUUACUAAGAAAUGAUUGCGCAUUAGGGGAUUAGGAAUACGCUUCAUGUAUCGGUUUCUCUGUGUUAAUUUGUAAAUACAAAAAAAAUAAAAAAAAAUCUGUGAAGUCUGAAGUGCA